Molecule: messenger RNA, 5232 nt
Organism: Penicillium malachiteum
Lineage: Eukaryota; Fungi; Ascomycota; Eurotiomycetes; Eurotiales; Aspergillaceae
Gene: csmB
Product: putative chitin synthase
Exons: 5
Coding region: 1-5232 (1743 amino acids)
Cellular component (GO): myosin complex; cell periphery; cell septum
Molecular function (GO): chitin synthase activity; cytoskeletal motor activity; ATP binding
Source: RefSeq, a predicted model, not a curated record
AUGUCGAACCGCUACUCCGUCUUCUCUACCCACUCUGCUGGGAUCUCCGCUGGGCCUCGGCCGUCCUCACAACAUACGGGCCAGGUCUCCACCACAACCUUACUCAAUGCUCUACACUCCUUCUACAACGCUGGUCAACCUUACCAGCUAGAUGCUAGUACUAGCUUGGUUGUCAAUACGUGGGUGACGGCCGCGACCAUUCUUCCAGAUGGCCGAAAUGGCGCAGCUAUUGAUCGAGAUCUGGCAAUUCGAGCCUGGGAGCAUGCUCGCCGUCGAGCUGAGGAUGGCUGCAUCCUUCUUUGCUCACUCCAUCAAUCCACUCCAUCUUUGCUGGAGCCCUUCCUCACCGCGAUGCCGCUGACCACCCCAGAGCUCGGCUUUACAGCACUCGCUGCACUGAGACCGUUCCUUGCAGCUGUCACUUCAUUCAACCCAUCCUAUUCUUUACAUUCGGCCCUGUCUGCCUCUUACACAUUAACCCUUCAAGGUACUGUCGUGGGAUUUUCCCUGGCACUCUCAUCCUCCGGAAUCAAUGUGCCAAAGGGUCUAUUGGAGAUCCCGACAGAGAAGGGAUAUCGUGCAUUUGAUGUCUUCUACUAUCUGCUCACAUCCGCAUCUACUCCCGCCGAACGUGAAUUUUUGGACUUGAAAGAGCCCGCUUCAUAUACUCUAUUGAAUCGAUCGGGAACAUACUCGCCCCCGUCCUAUCUUCCGACCGCAGAUGAUACAGCCGCCGCCGAAGACCUUCGAGCCAAUUUGAGGACUAUUGGCAUUAAAGGUGCUGUUCAACGUAAUCUACUUUCUGUUCUCGCGGGUCUGCUUAAGCUUGGCAAUGCUAUUGGCUUCAUGGUGGACCAAGAGGAGCUGGAAGAGGUCUGUGAGGAUGUCGGUGGUCUCCUGGGAUUGGAUCCAGAGGUUCUCUUGCAUCGAUGCUCUACCGACGAACGUGAGAUCCUUGUCGCUGGCAUCUACGAAGCUCUUGUGGAUUGGGUCAUUUUGAAAGCAAAUGAAGCUAUUGCUGUCGAUAUCCAGAAUGCCCUGGAGAAUGACUCGAGUGUCGGCGGAACUGGUGCCCCUCAAUGGACCAACGAAGAUACCGUCAGUUUGACUGUGAUUGAUGUUCCCCGCCCGGCUCUCGGAAAGGCGGUCGCGAUGAGAGGCGUCUUUGAUGACGAUCUUGGAAUCAAUGCUGAGAUGAAAGAUGAUGGAAUCGCCAUACCGUCUCUUGGCCAAUCUGUCAUCAAUGAAAUGAAGGCUGCUGUGUCCCAAGUGGAGGCAGAUCUCGGAAUCGCGGGCACCGCCCUCCGCGAACGAGAACACGAUUUUGAUCGACGACAAGGCGUAUUGGAGAAGGUCGGCGAGGAGUUUGAAUCGGAUGCUUUUUUACGUCAGCUCCUUUUCCCUGUUGACGGAGAGGGCAUUUCUGUAGGGAAACGGGGACGUUUUGAUCUCGCGACUACUCUUUUGAGCAGCCGUGUUUGGUAUCAUCUCUCCAUCCACCCUACAGAUGAACUACCGGAGAAGCUCAAUAGCUCAGCCCCAGCUUGGUCAGCGGGCUCAGUGUCACGACAGCUGCGAGAUUGGCGACUUCCCGAGUGGGCUAAUCGCCGCUUGAAGCAGCUUGAUUUCACCGCUGAUUUUGACGUGGAAGAGUUUGUCGGUCGCUAUUCUCGACUGGGUUGUCCUGAAGGCCAGGAUGGUGUGGAAAGCUGGAUCCUUGAACGGGGAUGGAGCAACGGGGAUGCUGCUGUCGGCCACCAGCGAAUCUGGAUGCGAGAAGGGGCGUGGUGGGAAGCUGAAAGUAUGCUUGAUCUCAAGCCAGACGAGAACCCAUCGAAUCCAUUUGGAUAUGGCGCUGCUUUGUACGAACCCGGAAUCACCCCAGAUGGGCACGUCGUGGGCGAAUCGACCAACCUGCUAGGAAGCCAACCAGAUCUCCUUAUGAACCAAUCCGCCAUGAUUGCUCCAAGUGUCAUGGGAGGUGCUAAGUCGGUUGCCCCCAGCAUGCCUUAUACUCAAGCUCUCUCCCCUGGUGACUAUGGUCUUGGUCACAAGGGUGACGACAACAAGGGAGAUAUUGCCUACUAUGAUGACUUUGGUCGGUACAUUGGCGAUCUAGACCCAGAGUUUGGAGACCCCAAACACAUCGAGAAGAAGGAUAUCACAAUGAGCCGUCGACUAUGGACGGGUUUUGUAUGGGCAAUGACUUUCUGGAUCCCAUCCCCCCUCCUCCGCCACGUUGGACGUAUGAAGCGUCCAGAUGUUCGCAUGGCGUGGCGAGAGAAGCUUGUACUGGUCAUGCUCAUUCUGCUUUUCAAUGCUGUUGUCUGUUUCUACAUUAUGGCUUUCGGCGACCUUCUCUGUCCCAACAAGGGCAAAGUGUGGGACAACAAAGAGGUGAGCUGGCACACUGGAGACGACAAUUUCUACGUCAGUAUUCAUGGUCGAGUCUAUGAUAUCAGCAAAUUUUGGCGAUUGCAACACAGUGAUGAUGGCACGGAUACGACUUCUACCAAUAUGGAGCCCUUUGCAGGGUUGAACCUCGAUGCUUAUUUUCCUCCACCUCUCACCCAGUUCUGCAAUCCCUUUGUUACCGACCAGUCGGUCAAAAUGAUGAACAAUGACACUUCAGCCAUUCUCUACUCGGAUGCUGAGCAUGACUGCGGACCUCUGAACUAUCCCUCGAAUACCACAAAACUUCACGAGAUCACUUGGUAUGGAGAUACUUUCUUGCCCAAGAUUGCAGAUUACUACAAGGGCGAGCUGGUCUGGUCCAAGUCCACUAUUGAGAAGCAAGCCAACGAUUAUUCACGCUACUGGGUUAUUGUCAACUCCAAGAUUUACGAUCUGACAAAUUACUUCUACACCCUCGAUUACUACUCCACUGAGAGUUCUUACGAGUUCCUACCGAGUGCCGUCACCACUCUUUUCAAGGACUAUCCCGGAACAGACGUCUCAGAUAAAUGGCUGGACACUAAAGAAUGGCAAGAGGCUACAAGAUGUCUCGAUUACGUCUUUUAUGAGGGCAAGGUCGAUUUCCGAGGUGAUGCUCGAUGCACAGUCAACAAUUGGCUCCUCCUCUCAUUCACUGUUCUCAUUUGCUCUGUGGUCCUGAUCAAGUUCUUGGCUGCGCUACAGCUAGUCCCUGCUUAUACCGAAGGCGAGGACUCGCUGCGGAAAGGGUUGGACUCGUUAACUGCUCUGCAGUAUGACAAUAAACGGAAACUCAUUUUUGUCAUCUGUGAUGGUAUGAUCGUGGGUGGUGGUAAUGACCGACCUACGCCCAAGAUCGUUUUGGAUAUUCUGGGUGUGGAUCCUAAGCUGGACCCUCCAGCCCUGCCGUUCAGAUCGGUUGGCCAAGGUAGUGACCAGUUGAAUUAUGCCAAGGUUUACUCCGGUCUCUACGAGUACGAAGGAAAUGUCGUGCCCUAUGUUGUUGUCGUCAAGGUUGGCAAAGAAUCGGAACAGACCAAGGCCAAACCAGGUAAUCGAGGAAAACGAGAUACACAAGUCCUGCUCAUGCACUUCUUGAACCGCGUGCACCAUCGAGCUCCAAUGUCCCCAAUGGAGCUUGAGAUCUUUCACCAAAUUAACAAUGUCAUUGGUGUGGAUCCAGAACUGUACGAGUACUGCUUCAUGGUCGAUGCCGACACAAGUGUCAAAGAAGAUUCUCUCAACCGUCUGGUCGCGGCUUGUGCGGCAGAUGCAAAGAUUGCCGGUAUCUGUGGUGAGACAAGUCUCCAGAACCAAGAGCGCAGUUGGUGGACAAUGAUUCAAGUCUACGAAUACUACAUUUCGCAUCAUCUCUCCAAGGCCUUUGAGUCCUUGUUCGGCAGUGUGACAUGUCUCCCAGGAUGUUUCACCAUGUAUCGCCUUCGAACCGCGGACAAGGGUCGACCCCUGAUUAUCUCCGACAAGGUUAUCAAAGAAUACGCCGACAUCGAUAUCGAUACGCUUCACAAGAAGAACCUGCUAUCACUGGGCGAAGAUCGAUUCUUGACGACUCUCAUGACCAAACACUUCCCAACCAUGCGAUACAAAUUCCUUCCUGAUGCAUACGCGAGUACGGCUGCACCGGAAACUUGGGGAGUGCUCGUCUCUCAGCGGCGUCGCUGGAUUAACUCCACAAUCCACAACCUGGUUGAACUGGCUGCUCUCAAGGACCUCUGUGGUUUCUGCUGUUUCAGUAUGCGUUUUGUCGUUCUGGUAGAUCUCCUAGGAACCAUCAUUCUUCCUGCUACCUGCGUCUACCUCGGAUACCUGGUGUAUCUCAUCGCCAGUGGCAGUGGUCCUUUCCCCUUGAUCUCUAUCAUCAUGUUGGCUGGUAUUUAUGGUCUCCAGAUGAUCAUUUUUAUCAUCAAACGUCAGUGGCAGCACAUCGGAUGGAUGAUCAUCUAUCUUCUUGCUUUCCCCAUCUACAGUUUCGUUUUACCACUGUAUUCUUUCUGGAAACAGGAUGACUUUACAUGGGGUAGUACCCGUGUCGUUCUCGGAGAGAAGGGCUCUAAGCGUGUGAUUGCCGUGGAGGAUGAGACCUUUGACCCUCGCAGCAUCCCGUUACAGCGAUGGGAUGACUAUGCAAUGGCAAACAACCUUCCUGGUCGGCGUGGAGAGCCCGGAAGCGAAAAGGUCUACGCCACUGGCCAGUAUGUGGAUGACAUGGAGAUGGACGAGAUGCACUCACAGUACUCCUCAGUCAAGCCUGCUUCAACCAUCCUCACCGGUUUCCCAGGACAUGGCCGCCACGCGAGUCCCUAUAUGCCACCUCAGUCACCAGGUCCGAUGAUUGGUGGUAACGUCCCUGGAAAUCGCAAUUCGCACAUGUCCAACCUCUCUCGGUACACCGAUUAUCCCCAGCUAGGAGCUCAUCCUGCUGCUGCCUCUCGUCACAUGUCUAUGGGCAGUCUUAGCGGUUACCAGGAUAGUCCUGGUCAUGCUACUCGCCACAGCAUUAGUUUCAUGAAGAGCACUGAUAACCUCAUUCGUGCUCGUAGCCCGGGCCAACUUCCUUCCCGGCCGGCCAGCACUGCCUUCGAUUUCCGCGGCGUUGCUGGUCCUGAUGAGAUCUCCAUCACUGAUGCUAUCCGCGCCUGUCUCGCAGAGGUGGAUCUUGACACGGUUACCAAAAAGCAGGUCCGCGUUCUUGUUGAACAACGCCUUCAAACCUCGCUUUCGGGCGACAAGCGUGCAUUCUUGGAUCGUCAAAUCGAUCAGGAACUCGCCAACAUGUGA